AUGUCGUUCAACAACGCUGCUGCUGCGCAACGGUUGGCCCGCUCCACCGAAGCUGGGCACCCUAUCCUGGACGUCGCCCAAGGUCGGUGCUUGGAGCUCAUCCUAAUCAUCAUCGCUAGAACGCUCUUCCCCAGCCGCGUCGCCGAAGGCAGCGGGCCCAGGGCUACUCAGCUUAACGCCGCUUUCGGUAUAGCUUGGAGACGGCUGAGCAUUCACCACUGGAACUACUUUGGUUUGUACGCCCGGCCUGCUUUCAUGGCUGUCUACCUCAUCUUGGCUGUGUUCAAGGACCACAGUUUGGACGGGAUGGAGUUUUACGAGCCGUUUGAAGAGUCCGCGGCAGAGGUUAUCGUGAGGACUUUUUCCCUCUUUUACGUCGUCGCUUCAAAGUGGCAGCAGGACGGGCAUAGUGGGCACAUCACUCACACUAAAUUCUAUUUCGGCGAGAAGAACACGAUGGACCAGUGGUACAAACGGUGGGUCACCGACUUGGAACGGUUCCUCCUCCCCGCGCUGGACUACAACAUCGCCGUCACGUCCACGCAGUGGGCACCCUUCCUCGCCUACCUCUUCUUCCUCACCCGCGACGACCCGGGCCUCACCGCCCUCCACCAGCCCACUCUACCCACCCUGCUCUGCCUCGAGGGCUGCUCGUCCUCGAUCGCAGGGCAGGUACACAUCCCCGAUAGACUCGCUGAGCUCCAGUCGAUGGAGGAGGUGAGGCGGGAUGUGGUCCAUGGACGGAGGGUCGUUGCGGACGCUGUACCCGGAUUUAUUAGGGAGCUUUGCGGCGACGUUGCAAGGUUUAGGUGGGCCCCUGUUACGCGGAUUGAUCAGUUGGCUGUAGUCAAUGGGGGUGAGCUAUCCGUGGCCGGUUUGAGGUUCUAA
This is a messenger RNA of Coprinopsis cinerea okayama7#130, 888 nucleotides long. RefSeq lists its product as hypothetical. The transcript is spliced from 3 exons. The record is from RefSeq and is a predicted model, not a curated record. NCBI's taxonomy places the organism in Eukaryota, Fungi, Basidiomycota, Agaricomycetes, Agaricales, Psathyrellaceae. Bases 1 to 888 code for a protein of 295 amino acids.